This is a messenger RNA of Chlamydomonas reinhardtii, 2333 nucleotides long. RefSeq lists its product as uncharacterized. NCBI's taxonomy places the organism in Eukaryota, Viridiplantae, Chlorophyta, Chlorophyceae, Chlamydomonadales, Chlamydomonadaceae. The record is from RefSeq and is a predicted model, not a curated record. The coding region runs from base 169 to 1638 and encodes 489 amino acids. Gene Ontology annotation, molecular function: protein binding. The transcript is spliced from 11 exons.
GCUUUAACAAAAACAGACCUCAAAGGCAUUUUGUGACGUCCUUGCCUGUUUCCAUAGAAGCGCUUGUGGUCUGGCCAAACAUGCUAUUCAUGAGCAUCCAACGAUAGGUAAUAGGUAAUAGCUUCCAUUAUAGCACUGAAAUAGAGCGCAGCGGCACAGCGGGCGAGGAUGGCCGCUGCCGGGCUGGAUACCCUGCGCCUGGAGGAUUCAGAUGACGAUUUUAAAUAUGAGGAGGUGGAUGUGAUGAGCGACGGGGAGGAUGAUGCGAGCGAGGACUUGGACGCGGCUCUUCGGAAACUCCAGCAGUUUACAAGCAAGCAAGAAGCGGCGACCGGGCCAGCACGGACUACGGAGGUAAAACCGGGGCAAGUGGUGAAGAAGCCGGAGGUCAUUGAUGACUUCCUGCGCAACUUCUUCAUCAAAAUGGGGCUGUCGCGGACGUGCGAGUGUUUCGAGGCUGAGUGGUACGAGCUCAAAGCCACGGGGCGGCUGGACAACAGCACCACCGUGCCGGACGUGUACCUUCGCAACGCGGAGCUGGAGGACGAUGUGGCGGGCCUGCGGCGCGAGCUGGCGGAGGCCAAGUCCAUUGCGGGCCGCGCCUCCGCCACCUGGGACAAGUUCCGCAAGGAGCGCGACUUCCACCGCAUGCACCACAAGCGGGUGGCGCAGGAGAAGAACAAGCUGUUGACUGACCUGCGGCGGCUCAAGGAGCACUACGCCAAGUAUGAGCCGACCAUCCUGGAGCUGAAGAAGAAGUACGAGACCCUGAUGAAGGAGAAGAUGAUGAUGAGCCUGGAGCGGGACAAGCUGGCGGCGCGGGUGGACGCACUGGAGCAGGUGGCGUCCUCGCCCCUACCCGGCGCGGAGCGGUCCUUGGGCGGCCAGUCCACAGCCGCAGCCGGUGGCGGCGCCUCCGGCCGCGCCCUGGGCGCCACCAACGGCGCACUCACAGGCGACGUGCCGCCUGCCGCCGGGGCGGCGGCGGCGGCCGCCACGGGCCGGUCGGGUGCGGUGUCGGCGGGUCCGCGGAGCGGUUGGGCGUCGUUGAACGCGCCGCCGCGGCGCAACCCGUACGCGGACCUUGAGUUCCCGGCGGCUCCUGUGAAGAUGCUAUCGCUCAACAAGACGUUCAAGGGCCACCUGCUGUCGGUGGCCAACCUGGCGCUGCACCCCACCAAGCCCAUCCUGGUCACCGCCUCGGACGACAAGACCUGGAAGAUGUGGCACAUGCCAGGUGCGGCCGGCGGGCGGGUGCAGGCGGCUGGGUGGUGCAAGGAGACCUACUACGGGCACCAGAACAGCUGCAACGGCGUGAGCUUCAACAUCCUGGGCACCCAGCUGGCCAGCACGGACGCGGACGGAGUGGUGAAACUGUGGGACACACGCAUGACCGCCGAGGUCGCCACCAUCAAUACCGGCAAGCACCCCGCCAACAAGUCCUGCUUCGACCGCUCCGGUCAGGUACUGGCGGUGGCGUGCGACGACGGCAAGGUCAAGGCCUACAGCACCACAGACGGAGUGCUGCAGGCGGAGCUGGCGGGCCACGAGGACGCGGUGCAGGCGGUGCUGUUCGACCCGGCGGGUCAGUACCUGGUCAGCUGCGGCUCAGACAACACCUUCCGCCUGUGGUCGUGAGGAGGGGAGCGGGAGGAGGACGAGGAGGAGGAGGGUGGUGGAGGAGGGUAGUGGAGGAGAAGGAGGAGGAGGGUGGUAGAGAGAAACUGGCGUUGUCUCUCCGUUCCCUUGCGCGGAAGGAGGGAGGGCAAGGGUGGAAGGUCGGAAGACGGUUGAAGGGCGCGCGACCCGACGGCAGCCUCAGCCUUAGGCGUGCUGCUGCUAGCGGGAAGUGUGCAAGGCAGGGACCCCGGUCCUCUGCUACCCUGGACUCUGCCGCGGGCAAGCCGUGGGGAGCAGGGGAGGCUGCUGGUCUGCAGGCUCGGGGUAAGGGGGCUAGGAGAGUGUCGUGCAAACAACAUGUCUGCGGGAUGCAGAGGGCUGUAAGAUUGCUUGUGAUCAACGUAAUCUUCCAUGGGCGUGGGUCAUGGGCGGUUUGGUGUGUCCGUUUGAGGUGUUGGAAACUGUGAGUUUGGUGAUUGCGUUUGCGCGUGCGGCAAUGGGUGCAUACCGGUGAUGUACCUGUAAGAUGGGGGCCAGCAUGUAGCCCGCGCCACGGGGCAUCCUGCUGCAAGGACCUACCCAGGGGUGAGCUGCUUUCCUGUGGUGUCGCAUGGGCCCAACUUCCGACUACCAGCUACGUGUGGGCGGUGUGUGUUUGGGCACACGGUGCGAAGGCACGUUCACGGUGAAUACGUGUGUAAUGACGGCAUCCA